Oncorhynchus keta (chum salmon) is the source of this 1296-nucleotide messenger RNA. RefSeq lists its product as uncharacterized. The transcript is spliced from 2 exons. Lineage: Eukaryota; Metazoa; Chordata; Actinopteri; Salmoniformes; Salmonidae. Bases 1 to 1296 code for a protein of 431 amino acids. Gene Ontology annotation, molecular function: nucleic acid binding. Gene Ontology annotation, biological process: DNA integration. The record is from RefSeq and is a predicted model, not a curated record.
AUGACAGCAGCCAGGUUACAGCGAUACGCCCUGUUCCUUGCCAGUCAUAUGUAUGACAUUGAGUUUAAGCCGUCAUCCCUCCACACCAAUGCAGAUGGAUUAUCCAGACUGCCAUGUACAAGAGAAAGGCAAAGGAGGGUGGAUGCAGUGGACAUGUUCCAUACCGCUCAGCUCGAGGCCCUACCAGUCACAAGCACAGUUAUCAAACAUGAGACAAGGAAAGAUGUGACCUUGUCAAAAGUGUACACCUACACCAUGUCAGGAUGGCCAGCUACUGGCAGAAAGGAGCGGAUUCCGUAUUUCCAGCGGAGAAACGAAAUUACAACGUACCAAGGAUGUUUGAUGUGGGGAAUGAGAGUCAUGAUACCCCAGAAAUGCCAACAUCUAGUCUUGCAGCAACUACAUGAAGGUCAUGUUGGAAUUGUCAAAAUGAAGCUGCUCGCAAGGAGCCACUUCUGGUGGCCAGGUCUGGACCAACAGAUAGAAAAUAUGGCAAAGAACUGUAGUGGAUGUUUGGAAACACUUCACAUGCCUGCUCCUGUCCCAGUCCACCCAUGGGAAUGGCCCGCAGAGCCACGGCAGAGAAUUCAUGUGGACUACGCUGGUCCCUUUGAAAAGCACAUGUUUCUGGUUAUAGUUUAUGCCCAUUCCAAAUGGCCAGAGGUGUUUUGCACUGACUCCUCCACCUCAGCUCAGACGAUAGAGUGUCUCAGAACAACGUUUGCACGCUUCGGUUUGCCACUGCAGCUGGUAAGUGACAACGCGCAAGCUUUUGUAAGUGACGAGUUUACAAGAUUCAUGUCAGUAAAUGGAAUCAAACACUCAACCUCAGCUCCGUACCACCCUGCCACCAAUAGGCUGGCAGAACGCUUUGUGCAAACCCUAAAGCAAGGACUCCGUGCAGCAAAACGAGACGAAGGGACUUUGCAAACAAAACUGGCCAAGUUCCUGGCCUCCUACCGAAACACCCCACAUGCCACAACAAAUGAAAGCCCAGCAGCACUGAUGUUCGGGAGGCCUCUCCGCACACAGCUGGACAUCAUGAAACCAAACAGGCGUAAUGAAGUGCUGAACAAACAAGCCAAGAUGCUCUCCGGUGGCCGGGAGCGCCAUCUCCAAACAGGACAGGAAGUGAUGGUGCGAGACUACAGAAGAGGGAAAUGGACAAGAGGGACCGUACACACACAAACGGGACCUAGAACUUACCAGGUUCAAAAACCCUCACGCCACCUGGCGGGUCACGGAGGAUUAGCCAAUCAAAAAGGUCAGAGGUACACGGAGCUUCCAGUGGCUUAA